Molecule: messenger RNA, 3156 nt
Organism: Nematolebias whitei (Rio pearlfish)
Lineage: Eukaryota; Metazoa; Chordata; Actinopteri; Cyprinodontiformes; Rivulidae
Gene: itga9
Product: integrin, alpha 9
Exons: 28
Coding region: 76-3156 (1026 amino acids)
Biological process (GO): cell-matrix adhesion; integrin-mediated signaling pathway; cell adhesion mediated by integrin
Cellular component (GO): external side of plasma membrane; integrin complex
Molecular function (GO): integrin binding
Source: RefSeq, a predicted model, not a curated record
GGCAGACCCUUCUUCUUCUUGUUUUUCCUACUUUUGGACACUUUAGGCGCGUUAUUACGCACGGUGCGCAAAGGGAUGGCUCCUCUGCUAAGACGCCAAACGGGAGCACAUCAAGUUUUUUACGUCUAUCUCUCCUUUUCACUGGCUUAUUCCUACAAUAUAGACUUGGAACACCCUUUGGUGUUCCGCGGACCAAACUCAAGUUUCUUUGGCUACUCUGUUUUGGAGCAUUAUCAUGACAACACGCGCUGGGUCAUAGUGGGAGCGCCCAAGGCAAACUCUUCCUUUAGCAGCUCUGUGCGCUCCCCUGGAGCCGUGUUUAAGUGUCGGGUCCACAGCAACCCGGAGCGGCGCUGCACAGAGAUGGAUCUGGGAAGAGGAAACAGGCUGAGGGAGUCGUGUGGGAAGACGUGCCAAGGAGACAGGGACGAUGAGUGGAUGGGGGUCAGCCUGGCCCGCCAGGACAGAGUGAACGGGCAAAUCCUGGCUUGUGCUCACCGCUGGAAAAACAUCUACUACAACUCGGAACACAUCCUUCCUCACGGAUACUGCUCUGUGAUCCCUGCAACGCUUCAGGGCAGGACGAAACCGCUCAUACCUUGUUAUGAAGACUAUAAGCAGAAGUACGGGGAAGAGCACGGCUCGUGCCAAGCUGGGAUAGCAGGAGUUUUCACAGAGGAACUGGUUGUGAUGGGGGCCCCAGGUUCGUACUACUGGACUGGGACGAUCAAGGUGUACAAUCUAACGUCUGACACCUUCUACAGCCCGAACAAAGACAACAUUGACUCCCACAGAUACAGCUACCUCGGCUACGCUGUGACUGCAGGACACUUCUCCUCUCCUAAUGUAAUUGACAUAGCUGCGGGGGCACCUCAGCACAACGGCGUUGGAAAAGUUUACGUUUUCAAAAUUGAUGGCGUGUCUUUGGUGAAGAGUUUUCAAGCCUCAGGGAAAAUGAUGGGCUCUUACUUUGGCUCCUCAUUGUGUGCAGUUGAUCUGAACCAGGACGGCUUGUCGGACCUGCUGGUGGGGGCACCCAUGCACAGCCAGCUCCGGGACGAAGGCCAAGUGUCUGUGUACAUCAGCAAGGGCAACGGGGUGAUGGAGGAGGGUGCAGUUCUGACUGGGGACAAUGCUUUCAAUGCCCACUUCGGAGAGUGCCUUGCAGCGAUUGGAGACAUAGAUGACGAUGGUUAUCAAGAUGUAGCCAUAGGAGCGCCUAAAGAGGAUGACUAUGGAGGAGCUGUCUAUAUCUAUCAUGGGGAUACCACAGGAAUCAUUACAAAACACUCCAUGAAACUGUCUGGGCGCAGCGUGAGCCCUGGUCUGCAGAUGUUUGGCCAGUCCAUCUCUGGGAAUGUGGAUAUGGAUGACAAUGGAUACACAGAUGUAACUAUUGGAGCUUUCAUGGCGGACAGUGUGGUGCUGUUAAGGUCCCGGCCUGUCAUUACAGUGGAUGUCUCCAUCUUCCUUCCUAUCUCCAUCAACAUCUCUACGCCGCAGUGCCACGAGGGCCACCAGAACCUCAACUGUUUCAACGUCACCGUUUGCAUGCGCUUUCGGGGAAGACAGCUGCCCGGACAAAUAGAGUUGCUGUACAACUUGACUGCUGAUGUUGAUAAGCGACAGAAGGCCCAGCCUUCCCGGAUUUACCUCAGCCAAGCUGGAGCUCAGACCAGCCAGCUGAGCCAGCAUCUGAGCCUGGACAUCAACAGGGAGAGGUGUCAGCGCUACACGGCCUACGUUAAGAAAGACGUGAAGGACGUGUUCACGGCCAUCUCGUUCGAGGUGGCGUACGGCUUGGGGAAGCAUGUGGUGACUGGACACCAGGAGCAAGACCUGCCCGCUCUCACUCCGGUACUGAGGUGGAGGCAAGGAAACAAGAUUGCAGUGAAAAAUGAGACCUGGUUUGAGAAGAACUGUCUGUCAGACGACUGUGCUGCAGACCUGAGGCUUCACGGGAAACUGCUGCUUUCUGGGCGACAUAUCAAACCCCAUUUGGCCCUUGGAGGAGUGAGGAACAUCUCCUUAAACGUGACCAUCUUCAACGCUGGAGACGACGCAUACGACACCAACGUCUACUUCAACUUCUCCAGAGAAGUUUUCUACAUCAACUUCUGGCAGAAGGAAGAAAAGGGUAUUUCCUGUGAGCUUGUCGAUUUGGAUUUCCUCAAGUGCGCAGUGGGAUUUCCCUUCAUGAGGGCACAAACUAAGUAUCAUUUUGCAGUGAUUUUUGACACAACUCGACUUUCUGGGGAAAAUGAUACGUUGCAGUUUUUAGUUCAAGCUAAAAGCGCCAAUCCAGAGCACAAUCUCUCUGAUAACAGUUUAGAUCUGUCCAUCCCGCUGAUCCAUGAGACAGACACCACCAUUACAGGUGUGGUAACACCAAACUCCUUUGUGUAUGGAAACUCCAUCGAUGCAUCGCGUUUCGUCCAGUUGGAAAACAUGGAAUGCAACUUUCAGCCUCUAAAUCUGACUUUCCAGGCCAUAAACAAGGGCCCCAGCAGGCUGCCUGGCUCCACGGUGGACAUCAGGAUUCCCAACCGGCUGGCUGGAAACGGAGCUGACAUGUUCCACGUCAUUGAAACUCAGGUGGCGGACAGUCGAGGGAACUGCACCCCUCACAGGAACCCGACACCAUGCACCAUCCCCCAGGACAAAGAAAGCAUCUUCCACUCCAUAUUUGCCUUUUUCACCAAAUCAGGGCGCAAAGUCUUGGACUGUGACCGGCCUGGGCGAGCAUGUAUGACUAUUUCCUGCAGCCUGGGUCCACAGCUGAAAGAAGAAGCUUUGAGCAUAGAAAUAAAACUCCUACUGAACACUGAAAUUUUGAAAAUAGAUAGUUCCUCUGUGAUCCAGUUUGUCACAAGGGGCAGUGUAGAAGUAAACGACAGGGCAGUGGAGGUGCCAAACGGCCUGCCAGAAGAACUUUCUCUGGUGUUCGAGGCUCUCCACAGUCAGGAACCGAGGGGUUACGUAGUUGGCUGGAUCAUUGCCAUCAGUCUCCUGGUGGGAAUCCUCAUCUUUUUGCUUUUAGCUGUGCUGCUGUGGAAGAUGGGAUUCUUCCGUCGGCGCUACAGGGAGAUCCUUGAAGCUGAAAAGAACAGGAAAGACAGCGAUGAAAGCUGGGACUGGAUGGACAAGGACCAUUGA